Colossoma macropomum (tambaqui) is the source of this 1062-nucleotide messenger RNA. It is a transcript of the gene tmem243a, whose product is annotated as transmembrane protein 243, mitochondrial a. The transcript is spliced from 5 exons. The record is from RefSeq and is a predicted model, not a curated record. The coding region runs from base 205 to 645 and encodes 146 amino acids. Lineage: Eukaryota; Metazoa; Chordata; Actinopteri; Characiformes; Serrasalmidae.
UGGGGUUGCUGUUUUCGUACUGUUGCCACACUGCUGGUACUCUUCUGUCUAGGCUGUGUCUUUAAUAUCGUCGUUUUUUUCUCAUUAUUUGUCCCACACUGUCUUUUCCCCUCUUUACUUCAGUGGAAAGUGUGUGUGUUGGGGGCUGGCCAGAAGAAUGUGUGUUUUUUUUUCUUGGAGGAAUGACAGCAGCCAGCAGUCGUCAUGAGUGCAGGAGGUUGGGGUCGGGCUCAGAGAUUAGCUGGUCCUCAUGACCAGGACUUCAGUCCACUCAGCCCUACGGCUAACAUGGACGAAUACAUGCCGCGCACCUAUGGCACAGGCACGCUGGACAACAGGCCACUGUUUGGAGAAACCUCUGCCCGGGAUCGAUUCGUCAACCUUGCUGUUGGUGGGUUCACAUCGCUUUUAGUCAUAGUAACCAUCAUCAGUUCAUUUGUCUUUCCUACACCUCAUCCAAAAGGCCUGAACAUCUUCUUUGUAGUCUGCAUUGUCAUGAUCUGUUUCUCAGUGUUGGUUCUGAUAUUUUGGUAUCGUCAAGGAGACUUGGAGCCCAAGUUUCGAAACCUCAUCUAUUACACCAUUGGCUCCAUCAUCCUGUUGUGUUUAUGUGCAAAUCUUUACUUCCAUGAUGUUGGGAGAUGACAAUUACUCAUAUGCCUAAAAAACACACUCACCUACACCCUUCCAUAAUGAUUGCAUCUGUGAAUCUGUGAAUGUGUACAUCUACUGUGAUUUCUGAAACAUGACAGCAUUCCUAAAAAUAACUCACACUGUGGGUGAACAGACAGAAAUGCAGUGGAUAUGUUAGUGUUGGGCAGGAUGCUCAGGUUCAUGUUGAAAGCUUUCUGUUUAUAGGAUUGCACUGAUUGUGUGAUUACAUUUAUUGCUUAAUGUAACUGAAGUUUUAAGUAAAUGUCUACAGUAUACAGUAUGAUCUGAUGAGCAGAAUGCACACACCUCAGGUGUUACUUUGACUACAAUGUCUGAUGUUUUGCUUAUCCUAGAUUACUUGAAAUAUAUUAAUGGGAAGAUUGUUAAGCAAAUAAUACUUUAGGAGAU